AUGAAGCAGGUGUGGAACCUCUUGCAGAAUAGCUCCUGUGGUCCUACAAAGUAUCUAAAGGGUAAUCAUUUAUUGCGUUUCAAUAACCAGGUGCAACCCAGGUGCCUUAAUGUGUUAUCCCCGUGGUUUGAAGUCAUCAUUAGCAAUUCAAAGAUGUUAGUUGGUUCAGGCUCUAGUGUGAAUUUUUGGUGUGAUAAUUGGACAAGUGGAGUCCCUCUUCUUCUUAGGAAUUCCACUAUGCCAGUUCAUUUUCCUAAGUUGUCGGAGUUGCUUAUUCAAGGUCAGUGGAAGCUACAAAGU
Molecule: messenger RNA, 300 nt
Organism: Ilex paraguariensis (yerba mate)
Lineage: Eukaryota; Viridiplantae; Streptophyta; Magnoliopsida; Aquifoliales; Aquifoliaceae
Source: the annotation of a GenBank genome assembly